This is a messenger RNA of Phytophthora sojae, 1410 nucleotides long. RefSeq lists its product as hypothetical. The transcript has 3 exons. The record is from RefSeq and is a predicted model, not a curated record. Gene Ontology annotation, molecular function: protein binding. The coding region runs from base 1 to 1410 and encodes 469 amino acids. Lineage: Eukaryota; Oomycota; Peronosporomycetes; Peronosporales; Peronosporaceae.
AUGGCCGAGGAGCUGCAGGAGGCGCUGGACGGCUUCUUCCUGGCGGCCGAGUACGGCCGCUCGGACGUCAUCAAGGCACUGGCGGACCACGGGCGCGGCCGCCUGGCGCUCAGCGACGUCGUGGACCCCGUGACCGGCCGCUCACCGCUGCACGUGGCGGUGGCGAGCGGCAAGAAGGACGCGCUGCGCGUUCUGCUGGCCGCGGGCUUCCCCCCAGCGCACCAGAGCAAGCCGCAGGACGGCGCACAAGGCGGAGAUGGCGAUGGCAACCGGUCGGCGUACGCGCUGGCGCAGCAGUUGAAGGCGCACGACCUGGUGCUGGUGUUCCACCAGUUCCUGAUCCAGCAGGUCGCGGCCGACGACGUGCAGAGCGUCGAGCAGGUGCUGGCGGCCGGCGUGGACGUGGGCGUCACGGACGCAGCUACUGGGGGCUCACUGCUACACUGGGCGGCGUCCUGUCAAGCGACUGCAGUGAUGAAGACGCUGCUGGAGAGGGAGGACGUGCAAGCGCUGAAGCUGGUGGACUCCCGCAACGAAGAAGGCGCUACGCCGCUGCACUUGGCGUGCGAUGUGAACAGCGUGGAGUGCACGAAGAUGCUGCUAGUGCAUCAUGCGGACGCGUCGCUGCGAGGUGACAAGGGGAUCAGUAAGGACAAGACGGCGGCGGAGCUGGCUACAAAGGCCGAGGUGAAGGAACUGUUCUCGCAGAGACUGGAACAGAUCGAUGCAGCGGAGAAGACCAAGGAGAUGGAGAUUGAGAGGUCGGGGGCAUGUCCGCAUGAAGCGCAGAACGGCAAACUGCUGUUGCAACUUGAAGAGAAGGAUCUGCUUGUGAACCAGCUGAAGAAGACGAUCGAAGCGCUCGUGCUGGAAACGCAGGAAAUGCAGAUGCUUGGAGAGGAACGCGUAAUGCUAGACUACGUACGCAAGCUGCGUGACGAGAACGCUAUUGUCCAGAGGCAGCUUGAAGACGCCAACGACUACAUUAAGGAUCAACAGCAGCAGCUUGAUAGCUUGAAGGAGCAGAUUCGACAGAUGGCAACUACUUCUGUUGUGAAACAGAUUGAGACUGACCACGACAUUCUCUCUCAUACCAGUGAUGGCACUGCCAGCAGCGUCGCAGGUGGGCCCCCAGACAGCACCAACAGUAACAUGAGCGCACUGGACUUACAUCAGCUCGAGACCCAGCUUGAGGAAGAAGAGGAGGAAGAACCGCAGCAGCAACCUCGAGCACAGCCGCUGAAGCUGGAUGCGUGGACGUCAAAGGCACAACGUGAGCAAGAAACAUUCAAUCGUUACGUCGAAAAGCAUGGGCCUGACAUUUGGAGCACUGUGUGGAAUGGCAUCUGGGCAGGCAAUGAAGAGAAAGAGACGCAGGAUGAAGACGGUGAAGUCAUCAUGACAGUGUAG